Molecule: messenger RNA, 857 nt
Organism: Eurytemora carolleeae
Lineage: Eukaryota; Metazoa; Arthropoda; Copepoda; Calanoida; Temoridae
Exons: 2
Coding region: 97-786 (229 amino acids)
Source: RefSeq, a predicted model, not a curated record
GAAAGUCUCGGCAACGCCCAGAAAUGUGCGCGCGCAGUAUGUAUAUAAUGGCUAUGUGCGCAUCUCAACAGAUAUAGUUGCAACACAGAGCUCGAGAUGAAACUCCUGUUGGUGUUUGUCGCUGCCGUCAGUGCCGCCCCUGAGGCUGACCCCCAGUUUGCCUACGCCGUGGGAUCCAGCCCACUGGUAUAUGCUGCUGCCCCCUACCCACUUGUACACCACGCUGUACAGUACACCGUCCCUGCAACCGGAUGCAGAAACGAUGCCGGCGCUAUUGUUCCCUGCGCUGGAGCCGUUCCCUUUGUUGCCCCCUUUGCCGCUCCUUUGUCCGUAGUUGCACCUGCUGCUGUUGAUGAACCUGCUGCAGAUGAGUCUGCCGUUGUGGUUGAGAGGAAGAGGAGAGAAGCUGAAGCUGAACCUGAAGCUGCUGCUGAUGCUGAUGCAGAGGCUGAUCCUUGGCUAUUGUAUGGAGGUUAUGGAUAUGCUGCUCCUUAUGCCUACCAUGGAUACUCUCCCUACGCCUACCACAGAGGUUACUACGGACACUACCCCUACGCCUAUGCCCAUCCCUACGCCCACUACUCCUACUUUGGUAGAAAGAAGAGGGAUGCUGAUGCUACACCUGAAGCUGAUGCUGAUGCUUACUAUGGAUACCCUUAUGCUUAUGGAUUAGGAUAUGCUGCUCCCUACGCCUAUGGAUAUGCUGCUCCCUACGCCUAUGGAUAUGCUGCCUAUGGUGGAUGCAGAAACAACUACGGAGCCCUUGUCCCUUGUGCCGGCAGAUAAUUUUAAAACUGGGAAUUUUUAUUAAAAUUUUUGGCUUUUUCAUUCUUUGAAUAAAUAAAUUUUAUGUUAUA